UUGUGCUCAGUGAGGCUGCACGGCUCCAGUUUCCUGCUGCAGAUCUACUCGACUCAGACUAAAGCCUGGAGGAGCGUUUGUUCUCACGGCUGGACCGACCAGCAGGGGAGAGCAAGCUGCCAGAGCAUUGGCUACAGCAGGGCCACAUAUUUUAAAUCAGGCCAACAGACGACCAGCUCAAAUGGUGGAUUCUUAAGAGUAAAGUCUGAUUUAAUUCCUGAAGCAUUCAUAUCUCAGCAGCUUGUCUUGAGCAACACGUGUCCUAACAACAGUGUGGUGACGUUACAUUGUACUGAUUGUGGGAGCGGCAUAAACUCCAGCAGAGCCUCUCGGAGCAGUUUGGCCUCUGUGGGUUCCUGGCCGUGGCAGGUCAGCCUCCAGGUUUCAGGCGUUCACCGCUGUGGAGGAGCCAUCAUCUCCCCCUACUGGAUAGUCACUGCAGCACAUUGUGUGAUGAGAACCUCCAGUCCUGCAGACUGGUCUGUAUAUGCUGGGAUAAUGGAUCGAUUGAACACCCUGUUCAACCCGGCUUACUCUGUCAGUCACGUUAUUAUGCACGAAGACUUCAACAUCCUGACUCGCGAGAACGACGUCGCUCUUAUGAGGCUCUCCAGACCUCUGGACAUCACAGCCUCCAGUAAUAUCGGACCUGUUUGCCUCCCAAAUGUUGGUCUAAAUGUCACAGUUCCUCAGAGCUACUGGAUAACACGAUUUGAUCGCAGCAGAAAUGGAGACUCUGGCUCUGUGCAGCUGAUGGAGGCUCAGGUCUCUGUUGUAGAUACCACAGAAUGCAACAGCUCCAUCGCCUACAACGGCAAGAUAUCACAGGACAUGUUCUGUGCCAGAGAGACGGAGGCAGGAGCCAGAAUAUGCCAUGCUGACACCGGCGGUCCUCUGGUGACCCUGACAGAUGGACUAUGGUGGCUUAUAGGUGACAGUAUUUGGGGGGAACACUGCACUGGGCAGAAAAAACCAGGUGUUUAUGGCAACGUCACAUCCUACCUCGACUGGAUCCACCGUCACAUGAAGAAGCAUCAAGAUGACUGAUUAAAGGACCAAAAAUGAUCAGUCUGAGAUGUAGGAGUUAUGCACAUACCUUAUGUCAUUGUCCCAGUGUUAUAAUAAUGGAUAUCUGUAUUGCGGACAGAUAGAUAGUAUACUUUACUGAUCCUGCAAUUGUUGCAUUUACAUUAUGUUUAUGUAUCACUGUUAUUUUCUACAAGAAUUAUUGCUGUUCUUUCAUAACUUAUGUGACUGUUAGUUACAAGCUAACAGGGUCAGUGUACGGAUCUGGUAAUUGGAUUUUCCGUCCUGAAACGGGUGUUGAAAAACAAAAAACGAGUGGUUAUUUGAUUUUCAUUUCAAAAUACAAAAAAUGAAAUGAAUGAUUAAACAUGGACAUUCAAUAAGAAAUGUUUUUUAAAUGCUUUGAUUUUCAUUUUAUAUUUACAAUAGCAAAAAAUAAAAUCA
Acanthochromis polyacanthus (spiny chromis) is the source of this 1470-nucleotide messenger RNA. Its product is annotated as transmembrane protease serine 2-like. The annotation marks the transcript as partial. NCBI's taxonomy places the organism in Eukaryota, Metazoa, Chordata, Actinopteri, Pomacentridae. Gene Ontology annotation, biological process: proteolysis. Gene Ontology annotation, molecular function: serine-type endopeptidase activity. The record is from RefSeq and is a predicted model, not a curated record. The transcript has 9 exons. Gene Ontology annotation, cellular component: membrane.